This is a messenger RNA of Mugil cephalus (flathead mullet), 6839 nucleotides long. RefSeq names its product collagen alpha-1(XXIV) chain (gene col24a1). Gene Ontology annotation, molecular function: extracellular matrix structural constituent. The record is from RefSeq and is a predicted model, not a curated record. Lineage: Eukaryota; Metazoa; Chordata; Actinopteri; Mugiliformes; Mugilidae. The transcript has 60 exons. The coding region runs from base 472 to 5622 and encodes 1716 amino acids.
UACGGAUCCCCUUGCUUCAGUGCAAGUCAAGGCACAUAGCAGGAACCACCGCCUGGAGGUAAGGACGCACACAGCUCAAUCUGCUGCUGUGUUGAAGACCAAGAAGAAGCCGAGCGCUGAUUCUUUGUAUCCCUCAGAGCAGUAGAGCUAACACCGCUGCAAACCGACUUGCCGCUGACCGAGCCAAUUUUUUUCUAUGCAACUGUCGCGCGUCUCCACUUUGGAUAGAAAUAGCUUGAUCACUGCGCGCCGCAGAGCGCAAAGGAUCCGUGAGGCUUCGGUUUGAAAGAGUGGGAGAGAUCUCUCCUUCGGACUGCAGUACGAUGAGGAAAUUCUGAGGUGGCAGCACUCCUCCGUCCACUUUUACGCUUCCUUUGGCUGUUCCCAAAAGGGCUAGCCCAUGUGCAGGUAUCCCCUUGAGUGUGAUUCUGUUUUCACCCAGAUCUCUGCUGCCUGGACAAAUGCAUACAAAUGCAUUUAGGAGCUCAACGGACAAGGAGUGGACACGUUUCCGCGGCAGCAACGUGGAACUUUCUCCUGCUCCUGUCAGCAUGCUCAGCAGUACUCUCCGGAGAAGAAGACUAUCUAUCUCAAGGAGUGGAUAUCCUCUAUCGAUUGGGACUUACAACUCAAAGCAGCACAGAAAAUCCCUACGAGAGAACAAGCUCUCCUCCCAUCACUUACACCGAUGUUCCCUCAACUUUGGAUGUCCCCGUUUCUGGAUAUGGGGUGCUACUCAACGCUACGUCUCUCUAUGAGGUUCCAGCAGGCAGUCUGUUCCCACCAGAGUUUGGCGAGGAGUUUUCCGUUGUGGUUAGCCUAAGCACUUGGCGAGCAAACAAUGCGUUUCUUUUAAGUGUCAGAGAUGGCAGGGACAGGCUACGUUUCGGCAUCCAGUUGCUACCACGCAGAGUGGUGGUACAUACUGCCGAGAAAACCUCCGUCUUCUUCAACUACGACUGGCAGGAUGGGCGUCAGCACCCUUUUGCUGUUGGUGUUCGCGCUCGUUCAGUGUCCUUCUAUGCGGAAUGUGGAGCGGUGCAGCAGCAAGAACAGACCCUGGGGAGAUCUCAUACAUUGGGGCGCUCUGGGGGUCUAUUCACUCUGGGGAGGAUGAACUCCAAAGGGGCACCAUUCAGUGGUCGAGUCUGCCAACUAGAUAUCUAUCCCUCAGCCAAAGCUGCCGCGCACUAUUGUAACUACCUUAAAAAACAGUGCCGGCUGGCCGACACUUAUCGAUUGCCUGUGCCACAUCCUGGUUUGGAUAUUCAGGUUAAUGAUCCCCCGUACACCUCUCUGACAGAGUCCCUUCCUGGAGUUGCAGCUACCCAUCAUACCAUUAUCAAAGCCACAGCAGUCGUCAAACUGUCCCCACAGCAUUUAACAGUACAACCUCAUCUGAGGGACCAAAGCCACAUUUCCACAUUAGAACCACUCGACCACCUAGCCACAUCCUCAGUCCAGUCUGACGGCCCCACUUUUGUGACCCCAAGUAGACAAGCAGCUCUUGAUCUUCCGUACAGCACAACAGUCGCUACUCCCAAACAUGUGUUGGUGGAGGAAAGCAGGUCCCAGGGGGACAGUGACCACUCAGAAAACAGCACAGAGGAGGAGAGCAGCUCAUGGAUCGAGCACACUCUAGAUGCCACCCCAAGUCUGGGCUCCCCAGUCAAACAAAGUCGAGUGAAGGAAACGCUCAGGAACAACUCAAUCACCAGCUUGAGUCACCAGCCCCCACAAACUCAUCAUGUCUUGGAGACUAAUCUGAAAGCCAACAGCACCACUCUGUACAGGGAAAAUCAGGUGGACUCCUCAGAACAGCAUGAUCUGGAUGGCAGCUAUGAUGAUGUAGAUAUGGGAGGAUAUGAUUAUGGAUAUGAGGAGCCAGACUUUUUCUACGAUUAUGAAGAUGGAUUCCGUGGCCCCAAAGGGGAGCCAGGUCCUCCGGGUCCUCCCGGUCCCCCUGGUUUACCUGGUCCUCCCGGCAAAAGAGGUUCUCGGGGUCCCACUGGUCCACAUGGAAACCCAGGACAGCCUGGACCACCUGGGCCCAAGGGCUCAAAGGGAGACCCCGGGCUGUCUCCAGGCCAGGCUCCACCAGGAGAUAAGGGUGACAGAGGUCCACCAGGUCUACCAGGACCAGAUGGAUUCACAGGUCCACCGGGUCCCAAAGGUUAUCCAGGUCCGCCUGGAAUGCCCGGAGAACAGGGCAUACCAGGACCUCCCGGAGAAGGUGGAGCUGCAGGUUACCCUGGCAGGCAGGGCUCAGCUGGGCCACAAGGUAGCCCUGGACCUAAAGGAGUCCGUGGUUUCAUUGGACCUCCUGGUGUUGCUGGGCCGCCUGGACUGGAGGGAGAGAAAGGCAUUCCUGGUCCUGUUGGAAAACGUGGCCCCAAAGGAAGACACGGUGUGGUGGGUGAUGCAGGAGAGAGGGGGCCUCCUGGUCCAGAUGGCAAUGAGGGCCCUGUUGGUGGGAUUGGCAUCAGCGGCUUCCCUGGUCUGAGAGGGGAUCCGGGGCCUGAGGGACCACGAGGUUUGCCUGGUCUGGUGGGACCUCAGGGCCCAGCAGGACGAGCCGGCCUGCCUGGAUUGAAAGGUGAUAAGGGUGAAGUAGGACAUAGGGGCGAGCCAGGAGAGACGGGGUACCAAGGUGAUAAGGGUGCCCUUGGUGCACCAGGUGUUAGUGGACCCAGAGGGAAACCAGGACCCCCGGGUAGAAUUGGAGAAAUUGGGGCACAAGGACCACCUGGGCCUCCAGGACCAGAGGGAUUUCCUGGAGACAUUGGAGUGCCAGGGCCCAAUGGUCCACCUGGACCAAAGGGUUUGCUUGGUGCAAGAGGUCCCCAAGGCCCACCAGGUCCAAAAGGAAUACAGGGUGAUGAAGGACCUCUCGGCCCACCCGGCAGCAUUGGACCCACUGGAAGAUCUGGAAGGAAAGGCUACAUAGGUGAACCUGGCCCUGAGGGUUUAGAGGGAGAGAAAGGCGACAUGGGAAAUGUUGGAAAAAUUGGACCACAAGGUCCGGUAGGCCUGAUUGGAAUAGGUGGGGUGAUUGGAGUUCCUGGUGAAAAGGGCGACCGGGGACCACCGGGUCCAACGGGUCCAGCUGGGGAGAAGGGGCCGAGGGGUUAUCCAGGGUUGCCAGGAGGUCCAGGGGACAUCGGCCUUCAAGGAGCACCUGGUCCACAGGGACAGAGGGGUGGACCGGGCAUUGCUGGGCCAAAGGGUAGAAUGGGACCGCGGGGUCCAGAUGGCCCUUUGGGAGAACCAGGUCCUGAGGGCACCAAGGGUGAUAAGGGUGAGACUGGACUAAAUGGAGAGCCAGGAUUCAUAGGCAAGCCUGGCAGUCCCGGAGAGAGAGGCCCUCCUGGAAAGCCUGGUAAACCAGGAACGGCAGGGAGCACAGGGGAGAGGGGGCCCCAAGGUGGACCAGGACCCAAAGGACCUCCUGGAGAGGCGGGACCUGAUGGGGAGCAAGGAACUGAAGGUGUGCCAGGUGUAGAGGGGGAACCAGGUGCCGUCGGAGAGCCAGGGUUAAAGGGUGACAUUGGGCCUCCAGGGGCUGAAGGGGAGCAAGGACAGGACGGAAUUCGAGGUCCUCCUGGUCCUCCUGGUGAAGAUGGCCCUCAGGGGAAAGACGGAGCUAAGGGCGAACCUGGUGAGCGUGGCCCAUUUGGGGAGCCUGGGGACAAAGGGAAAGAAGGAGACCCUGGGCCCCCAGGACCUCCUGGAGAACCUGGAAAACAGGGCUUCCGUGGGCCAGAAGGAAAACUGGGCCCUCCAGGGAAUAGAGGACGUCAUGGAAAGAAGGGAGAGAGGGGUCCUCCAGGUGUUGCUGGUGAGACUGGCGCAAGAGGAGACAUUGGCCUACCGGGCGAAGUGGGGCUGAAAGGCGCCAGAGGAACUCGAGGCACACCUGGUCAACCUGGAGUCAUGGGGAUGGAAGGGCAACCAGGACUCCCAGGAUACCCAGGUCACUUUGGCAAGUCUGGGCCCAUUGGACCACCAGGGCCCAAAGGUGAAAAGGGGUAUCCAGGCGAGGACAAUAAGACCCCAGGACCACCAGGGCCCUUAGGUGAACCAGGGCCUCCAGGUGAACGAGGAGAGCGUGGAGAACCAGGGGAUGAAGGAUAUCAGGGCCAUGUUGGUACCAUUGGAUCUCGUGGGGCUGUUGGACCACAAGGCCCCCCCGGGUCACCAGGCCUCGCUGGGGAACCAGGUCCAAAAGGAGAAAUAGGAGUGCCAGGUGCAGCUGGAAAGAAAGGAGCAAGGGGUCUGACUGGAGCUGCUGGCACUGAAGGCCUGACUGGUUUACCUGGGCUCAUGGGACUGAGGGGUUAUCCAGGGCCAGAAGGUCCCCCAGGACUGACUGGCUUACCAGGACUACCAGGAAUAAAAGGACGGCAGGGCCAGAGAGGCUCGGUGGGAGCGGAGGGACCUGCUGCUCGUCCAGGUCCCAGAGGAGAGCUCGGACUUCCUGGACCACCUGGAGAAAGAGGACCGCCUGGCCAGAAGGGAGAACUCGGCCUCCCAGGGGACAGAGGAGCCUCUGGAAUAAAAGGCAUGGAGGGAGCUACAGGUGACCAGGGCAGAAAAGGUGAUCCAGGACCUAAAGGACAACCAGGGGAAUCUGGAGAUCUGGGAAUGGUUGGUUUGCUGGGCUUUCCAGGGCCAAAGGGGCCGACUGGUGAUUUGGGACUGAGAGGCUUCCCUGGUCCUAAAGGCCCUGUAGGGAUUCUGGGAUUCACUGGACCUGUAGGACCUGAAGGAACAAUGGGCCCAAUGGGAAAACCUGGGCCGAGGGGACCAAAAGGAAACAAUGGCGAAAUGGGGCCUCAAGGACCACAGGGAAGUCCAGGACCUAGAGGACCCCCUGGUGCUCCCGGUCCAACAAGGCAGAUAUAUGAUGACUCAGCAGUCUACAGUCUAUCUGACUCCAGUGGCGUCCUCAGGACAGAGAGUUUCCAGAACAUGGAGAUGAGCCUGCCGGACCAGAACACAGAGAUCCUUAAGACCUUACAUUACCUUAGCAGUGUGAUUGAGAGCAUCAAGGAGCCUCUGGGCACGAGGGAGAACCCGGCUCGGGUCUGUAAAGACCUGCUGGACUGUCAGCACAAGAUCAAAGACGGUUGGUUCUGGGUUGAUCCAAACCUGGGCUGUACUUCUGAUGCUUUCAGAGUAUUCUGCAACUUCACUGCAGGGGGGCAGACUUGUUUACAUCCAGUGACAUCUGAUAAGAUGGUGUUUGGUGUAGGCAAAGUCCAAAUGAAGUUUCUCCAUUUACUGAGCACAGAGGCUAGCCAAAACAUCACGCUCCACUGCCUGAGUGAUCCACCCUACGGCACCACAGACAGCUUCAGCUCUGCCGGACCAAUACACGGAGACAACACCAGGAUCCGGUUUCGUGGCUGGAACAAACAAAUGUUUGAGAAAGACACACUACUUGAACCACAUGUGCUACAAGAUGAGUGCAAGAUCCAAGAUGGCAGCUGGCACCAGUCACAUUUCUUCUUCCACACUCAGGACAGUUGUCAGCUACCUAUUGUAGAACUUCAGGAGUUUCCCACUUCACAGCUCAGAAGUCAGCGUCACAUAGAAACCGGUCCGGUCUGCUUCCUCUGACACCAACACUGCUCCUCCUAGAACCCACUUACAUAAACCACUUACAGACAUUUAAAAAUGCCUCCCUACCAAAGAGCCUUGCACGGCAAGCCUGAGCGAGUGUCCAUGAUAGUUUGUGUUGGCUGGGACUUUGAGAGUAACAAUUGCCCAAUGUCCAAUCGCGUGCAAGACUAACGUGGAAGAACUUUGUGGAACAUCAGCGCAGAGAGGCCAGAAGAGAACAAUAUAUGCAGAUAUUUAUCAAAUAAAUGUGUAACGUUUAGUUUCAUUUUAGUUGAGCGGUGGUUAGGUUCCCUGCAUAUGAACCCAUAGUACUCCCUGACCUCAGGGUAUGGCUUCAUAAUGCAGCAGCCUAUCCACACUCAGUCUCCCCUCUCACCCAAACACACCCAGGCCAUCAUGAGCAGGAGCCCAACCCGGAAGGUCGUGCCAAGCCUCUGCAUAGGGCACUGUCUAACUAAAGGUUAAUAUGAGUGCAAUAGCAUGUGGGUAAUGUGUGACUGCUUUCAUACUUAAUUUUCCUAUCAGAGACUUUAUUUGACAUUGUUUUCAUAAUGUUUUUGUCUUUGUCUCAGUCGGACCCGUACACCGUGACAGAUGGUCCUCUACCUCUACCUGCUUAUUUACUUUAUAGAAUAGUUGCUAAUGUCAAGUUAGUCAUUUGUGUUGUAUGUACCGGUUACAUCGAGAUUUGUUAUGUUGUAUAAGUACUUAUGUUGAUUUGGUCAUUUCUAAUUUAUGAACCAUUUUUUUUGAUACACUACAUAUUUUUGUAGCUUUUCCUUCUAUGUGGUGGGUUCCUCAUGGGAAACCUAUCAUUGGUGCUGCAACAAAGAAUAAGAAGAGUCAUCAGUGACAUUUCCUGUGUAUAUUUUGACAGCAUACUGUAUGUUUAUUUAUAACCUUUUUUUUUGUUUGCAUUACUGUAACACAGUAAGUUGUACUCUCAGAGAACUCAGCCACAACUCAGUCUAACAACAGUAUUUAUGUUUAAAAGGAGUUUCAUACCUGUGACUGUAUGUUCAUUCAUUUCUCAGUUCAUUCAAAGGACUGGCACUAGGUCGGAGUCUGACAAAAAAAGAAAACUAUCGUCAUACUCUUAAGUUAAAUUUCAGAAAAUUGUCAUUAUAUUAAGUCUGUGGAGCAUAGGACGGGAUGCAAAUGUGUAAAUAAUAAAUAAUUUUACAAACAAAUAAAUGGAGCAUUUUAUCCACAAA